AAAAACAGUCACAUGAAUUCACGCACCCGCUUUUUUUUUUUAAAUGGCGCCAUCAUUUGCAUUUAUUUUCCUCGAAGAGGAGCUGGUAUUGAUGUACCCCACUCAAAACAACGUGUUUUCGUGAGCAAUCAAGAAAUCAUCAUUCAUUGGACUUGGUAUAGAGCUAGGGCCGUCUUGUGCACAGAAUAUGUUUUGGAGUCGUCUACCACACAAGAUUACUCCAAGACCGUUUCACCCGUAAUGGAAAGACGAUACUGGCCAAUGACAGGAAUGUUUGUAAUCGAGAAUCCUCUAAAGAAUCUUCUUCAACACGAAUGAUGGUUUAAAAAUAAUUCACGAUACAAUCGUCGCCGCUGGUUCCGAUUCUUCCGUAUAUUGCAGUUCAGGCAUCAAUACACCAUCAUACGGAAGUAGGGUGGAUUCGUAUGACGUCAUUUUCCGGAACGGAAUAAGCGCGGUCUCAGCGUGGGCUGAUGUUAUGCGAUACUCUGUUCUUAUAGUCGCAGCCAAUAACGAAAAAAGCGCGACGUGCUCAAUAUUGCAUAUGGAAGUCACCGAAUAUGCUGUAAUACAUUAAUGAAACGAGGGGAAAAUAUCCUGAAAAUGAAUGAACAAACAGGUCUUCUUGAACAUUGUUGAGAUGUGCAUUACUUAAACUGACAGCAAAGAUGCAGGGAGAAUACUUCCUACCAAUUUCCUUGGGGAUAGGCACAGGUCUCUUACUAUUAUUAUUCCUAUAUCUCCUUUACAAAUUGACUUUGAACCGAGGCUUUCAACUACAAAAACGUCCAAAGAAACCCAUGGCUUUGAAUCGUACACCUACAAUACUCCCCCAUGAUAUCCCGGGAUUCAGUCUUCCUUUGACACGGAAGGUGCCGGUUCAGGAUCGUGUACGCACGAUGUCGAAUGACGAACUUUCGUCGGAAGAAUACGAGAUUGACUCGAUUGGUACUAGAACCAAUAACAACGUGCCUGUCACCACUGCGACGUAUGCUACACAAUCAAAUCCCAACAUUACACAAGAGAUUUCAAAAAUGGAGCCGCUAAGUCCACUGAAAAGAAAAUCAGUAAAGAAAGCGCUGUCUGGAUCUAUUUCUCUGCAAGACCUGAAUUUACUUUACUCGCCAAAAACAAGAAGGGUAAGCGUGAUUGAUGAAGACAUGCAGGCAAAUUUGAAAUUUGCACUUUAUUAUUGCAUCGCCUCGAGUGAACUAAAUGUGACAGUCAUAAGUGUUCAUCACAUAACGAUGCUCAAAGAUCUAACUGAAGAACCAAACGUGUGCGUUUGGGUACAAGUAGAAUUCUCAGGUUACCAUCAAGAGUUCAGAACAAAAUAUUGUUCAUGUGUAAAUGUCGAUGAACUGGUAUUUCAUGAGACGUGUGUUGUGAGUGACUUUCCUGCAGAUCUGUUUAAUGGAACGAAGAUAUCAUUUCGCGUCCUUGACAAUGCAACAGUCGUGGCGGAGGCUGUUCACGUCGUACUUGGUCUUCCUCCAUCUUUUCCACGCAACGAAAUAAUCGAACUACAACACCCUGGCAUAGUUCAGACAAGUCAAUCGCCAAAAUGUGGCGAUAUUUUAGUUCGUCUGAAGUACGACCCUGUUGUGGAUAGCGUCACUUUGGAAAUCGUUGAAUGUCGAAACCUGAGAAGUCCAUUAAAGAAGAAGAAGCUACUUGACACGUACGUAAAAAUCCACGUAAUAUUUUGUGAUAAGAUUGUGCAACGCUUGAAGACAAGAAUGGUUACGAAAUGCAAUAGUCCAACGUACAAAGAAACAUUUCAUUUAUCGGGCUUUUUCUCGCGUGGGAAAAUGAAACAAGUUCUCGUAAAACUAACAGUAUUCUCUAAGUCAGUUACGAAGCAAGGAAUUGGUUACGUAUUCCUAGGAACUGGCAGACAGAAUGAUAUCACAGCGAGUGGAUAUCAACAUUGGGAAACAAUCAUUGAUAAACCGCAGCUAAGUAUUGCGCAAUGGCAUGCACUUAAACCUGUAAGAACGGUGACGCCUUAACUGGUCUUUAAAUGCACAUGACACUGGAGUGUGUUAAUAUACAGGAGUGUUCUCUGUAACACACUCUCGGAGUAUUGUACAAAUAUAGCUAGAGAUAUGUAAAAAUUUUUAAAGAAU
Messenger RNA from Dendronephthya gigantea, 2129 nucleotides. Its product is annotated as synaptotagmin-A-like. The transcript has 6 exons. The record is from RefSeq and is a predicted model, not a curated record. Gene Ontology annotation, molecular function: SNARE binding; calcium-dependent phospholipid binding; clathrin binding. Bases 669 to 2012 code for a protein of 447 amino acids. Gene Ontology annotation, biological process: cellular response to calcium ion; regulation of dopamine secretion; calcium-ion regulated exocytosis. NCBI's taxonomy places the organism in Eukaryota, Metazoa, Cnidaria, Anthozoa, Malacalcyonacea, Nephtheidae.